AUCUUGGAGCCAUCCCACCAGCAACUUUUACCUUUUAUAAGGGGCAGAUAAGGGGUCCGAUGUCUAGUGGACAAUCCACGGACACAGGACUGGCUUGAGCCACGUAAGAGCUGCACCCUGUCUUGGGUGGGGUGGUGGGGACACCCACCCAGUGUGGGACACCCCUGGAACACAGCCCAGAGCUACCUGCCAUUACCCAGGCACGGUGGGCUGUUCACCGCCCCUGCACGGUUCUGCCCUGCCCCUGAGAGCCUGUGCCCGAGGGACGGGGUGCUGCUGUGUGCGUCCUGUCACCGGACAAAUCCCAGCAGGCAGAGCCUGGGAAUCCACGCCAGCGUCUCCUUGUCCUGCUGGGGACCGGAGCCCCCCGAUGUCUGUUCCCCACUGUACCAGCUCCACGGGCAGGCUGGGGUCCCCAGCGAGAGCGCCGAGGUGACUCUUCUCCUCCCUGAAGUGACAUGGAGCAGCUGAAGUGACCUGAGGAGCCGUCGCAGUGAGUGGAGCCGCCGUGGAGCACCCACGGGUGCCAGGGGGACGUGGGGUCCCCUGGGCGGCGCAGCCCUCUUUGCAGCGGUGCCUCUGGCGGUGCCCAUGGGGACCCCAGUGCCCCCCUGGUGUCCAGUACGCCAAGCUGGGGGGUGGCAGAGCCCCCCGGGGCCGGCGGGGUGCACCCAGCGCCCGCAGCCAUGGGUGCGCACCCCGCGCCCUGCCGGGCUCACGGACCCUCUGUCCCACAGGCGGUGCCCGGGAUGGGCUGUGUGCCCUGCAAAGAGAAGGGGGCUGGCAAAGGGCAGGCAGGGGGAGAGGGAGGCUCCCUCCAGCCCCCUGCCUCCCAGUACGACCCCGACCCCACGCAGCCAGGGGCCGCCUUCACCCGCAUCCCCGACUUCAACAACUUCCAGGGGCCAGCGGUGCCCCUGGCCCCGUCCUUUGCGGAGCCGGGGGGCUUCACCUCCAGCGUGCUGCAAACGCGGAGCGGGGGCAUCACAGGCGGGGGGGUGACGCUCUUCAUCGCCCUGUACGACUAUGAGGCCAGGACGGAGGAUGACUUGUCAUUCCAGAAAGGGGAGAAAUUCCACAUCAUCAACAACACGGAGGGGGACUGGUGGGAGGCCAGGUCACUGAGCUCGGGUGCCACGGGCUACAUCCCCAGCAACUACGUGGCCCCUGUGGACUCCAUCCAGGCAGAAGAGUGGUACUUUGGGAAGAUCGGGCGCAAGGACGCAGAGCGGCAGCUCCUGUGCCACACCAACUGCAGAGGCACCUUCCUCAUUCGGGAGAGUGAGACAACCAAAGGUGCCUACUCCCUCUCCAUCCGGGACUGGGAUGAGGCCAAGGGAGACCACGUGAAGCACUAUAAGAUCCGGAAACUGGAUAGCGGGGGGUACUACAUCACCACCCGUGCCCAGUUCAGCACCGUCCAGCAGCUGGUCCAGCACUACAUAGAGCGGGCAGCCGGGCUGUGCUGCCGCCUGGCCGUGCCGUGCCACAAGGGAACCCCCAAACUGGCCGACCUCUCAGUCAAAACCAAAGAUGUGUGGGAGAUCCCCCGUGAAUCCCUCCAGCUCCUCAAGAAGCUGGGAAAUGGGCAGUUCGGGGAAGUCUGGAUGGGCACAUGGAAUGGCACCACGAAGGUGGCGGUGAAGACGCUGAAGCCAGGGACCAUGUCCCCUGAGGCUUUCCUGGAGGAGGCUCAGAUCAUGAAGCGCUUGCGGCACGACAAGCUGGUGCAGCUCUACGCCGUGGUGUCGGAGGAGCCCAUCUACAUUGUCACCGAGUUCAUGAGCCAGGGGAGCUUGUUGGAUUUCCUGAAGGAUGGGGACGGUUGCUACCUGAAGCUGCCCCAGCUGGUGGACAUGGCUGCCCAGAUUGCGGCGGGCAUGGCGUACAUUGAGCGGAUGAACUACAUCCACCGGGAUCUCCGUGCUGCCAACAUCCUGGUGGGGGACAACCUCGUGUGCAAGAUCGCUGACUUCGGCCUCGCUCGCCUCAUCGAGGACGAUGAGUACACGGCGCGGCAGGGUGCCAAGUUCCCCAUCAAGUGGACGGCUCCGGAGGCUGCGCUUUUUGGGAGGUUCACCAUCAAGUCUGACGUCUGGUCCUUUGGCAUCCUCCUGACUGAGCUGGUGACCAAAGGCCGGGUGCCCUACCCAGGGAUGAACAACCGAGAGGUGCUGGAGCAGGUGGAGCGGGGGUACCGCAUGCAGUGCCCGGGGAGCUGCCCCCCGUCCCUGCAUGAGGUGAUGGUGCAAUGCUGGAAGAGGGACCCUGAGGAACGCCCCACCUUUGAGUACCUCCAGUCCUUCCUCGAGGAUUAUUUCACUGCCACCGAGCCCCAGUACCAGCCUGGGGACAACCAGUGACCAGUGCUGGCACCCUCAGGAA
This is a messenger RNA of Parus major (Great Tit), 2385 nucleotides long. It is a transcript of the gene FGR, whose product is annotated as FGR proto-oncogene, Src family tyrosine kinase. The transcript has 12 exons. Gene Ontology annotation, cellular component: extrinsic component of cytoplasmic side of plasma membrane. The record is from RefSeq and is a predicted model, not a curated record. Bases 687 to 2363 code for a protein of 558 amino acids. Gene Ontology annotation, molecular function: signaling receptor binding; ATP binding; non-membrane spanning protein tyrosine kinase activity. Gene Ontology annotation, biological process: innate immune response; protein phosphorylation; cell surface receptor protein tyrosine kinase signaling pathway. Lineage: Eukaryota; Metazoa; Chordata; Aves; Passeriformes; Paridae.